This is a messenger RNA of Ylistrum balloti, 3718 nucleotides long. RefSeq names its product UDP-galactose transporter senju-like. Gene Ontology annotation, biological process: pyrimidine nucleotide-sugar transmembrane transport. The transcript is spliced from 5 exons. Gene Ontology annotation, molecular function: UDP-galactose transmembrane transporter activity. The record is from RefSeq and is a predicted model, not a curated record. Gene Ontology annotation, cellular component: Golgi membrane. Lineage: Eukaryota; Metazoa; Mollusca; Bivalvia; Pectinida; Pectinidae. The coding region runs from base 25 to 1065 and encodes 346 amino acids.
ACCAUUAAUGAGGAAGCCGCAAAAAUGGGGUUGUUUUCAGAAGAACUAUUUCCAACAAAGCUCAGCUUUGUCAUAUUCAUAUCGUAUAUGGCAUUAUUCAUUAAUCAAGGUAUCUUAGUGACAGCCUCAAAGAGUAAAGACAAUACGUACAACUUUAACACAGUAGCUGUGGUCCUGCUGACAGAAUGCCUCAAGCUCAUUGUGUCAGUUGUAGUCUAUCUAAAAGACCAUUCUGUUGGUCAAUUUUUCUCAGAAAUCCACAAGUACAAACAAGUGUUACUGUACUACUUCGUGCCUGCUGCUCUGUACUGCCUUUACAACAACUUGGGAUUCAUUAAUCUGGCUACAUACGACCCUACAACUUACUUUCUGCUGCUACAGUUCCGUGUUGUAGUGACAGGGGUCGUGUUUCAGAUUGUCUUUAGCAAGCAGCUGAGUCGUAUGCAGUGGCUGUCACUGAUUUUCCUGACUGUUGGGUGUGUGGUAAAGGAAUAUGGCCAUGAUCACGAGACAAAGGUGGAGCCAGGUGCUUCUAGUUGGUCAGUCUACCUCAACCCAAGCCUGCUCCUCAUCAUGGUACAAAUCGUCUCAUCCUGUUUCGCCGGAGUUUACAACGAAUUUCUUCUCAAAGACAAAGGUGUUGAUGUGCACAUAAUGUUACAGAAUGUGUUCAUGUAUCUGGACUCCAUUCUGUGUAAUAUGCUAGUGUUGACCUUCAAGGGCCAGUUAACCUCUGCCUUCACUUUUAAGAGUAUAGCUACCCUCACUCAACCCAGCGUUCUCAUGAUCAUGUGUAAUAAUGCUGCCAUAGGUAUUGUAACUAGUCUGUUUUUACGCUCCUUAAAUUCCAUUUUGAAAACAUUUGCGAGUGCUCUGGAGUUAAUGUUUACAGCAGUUCUCUGUUGGCUGAUAUUUGGUAUCAGGAUUGAUAUCUAUACUUUUAUAGCUAUUUUCAUUGUAUCUGUAGCCACAGUCAUGUACGCUCAAAAACCUGUUGUAAAUCUAGCUAAAACAAGCAGCCAGCAUGGAGCGGAACAGAAGGCGAAAGAAAAUGAUGUUGUAUGAAUUAUAUGUCAAUGUUUUACUUUGUCUUCGAUAAAUUUUAUUAACUUCUGAAAGAUUUUUUUUCUUUUAAAUGUGAACAAAAACUGGCAUUUCGGGAUUGAUGGCAAGUUUAACAUUCUGUGUAGUUUUUGUAAUUCAAAGUUUUUAACACAGACCAAGGCAAAUGUGGUCCUGUUUUCAUUACCUGAAGAGGUUUGUUUUUUUUAACUAUGAGGAAGCAUAUCAAUGAUAAAAUUAUUACUAGAAUUAUCUUCUGUACAAUAUCCUGAUGUUUGCAAGUUUUCUCAAAUGAUUAACAUUGAUGGGUACUUUAGAAUAGUUGUGUCCCUUCAAAUUAAGUAUUGUUUUACUGCUUGGUUGUAAAUUAGAAUAUAGGCCAUUGAAUUGAUAACCAAGAUAGAUUUGAGAAAAGUAUACAACAUACCUGUUCUCUCUAAUGAAAAACAGUAAGUCAGUUGGCAAACUUUAUGUCCUAGUCAUUCAAAGCUUGGUUAGAAUUAAGAAGUGGUAAGUGAAGAAUUCAAAACUCAUGCUACUAGAAUAGAAAUCUGACCUGUCCCCACAAAUCUUCCAAAGUUAAUUCUGACCGAGCUUAGUGCAGCUAGGGUCAGAUAAAUAUAUGUGACUUUGAUAUCAACAUAUCACCAUGUGUAUAUAGAGAUAUAAUCUCAGAACAGACCUCCACAGUAAUGCUUCAGUGAUAUAUCUUAAAUGCUUGCUUUUGCCAUAAACUGCUGGACUAUGCUAAUAUACAUCUACUUCGGUGUCAGUGUAGUCACUAUCACAGUAUGUGUUUAUUGUAGCCAUCUUUCCAGGAAUUGCUGUGCAUUUUUAUUAACUGUUUGUGUAACAAAUCUAAUCAUUGUGUAUGUAUAUGUAUAUAUGUGGGUUGUUUUCUUGUUUGUAGAUUUUUUUAUUAAGUAUACAACUUGUUAUUUGAGGUAUGCAUAAAUUAUUUAGAGGUAAUUUUGAUUUUAUCAAUUAUUAGGUCAUCUGAUACAAAGUCUCAUGUUGACCUAUUUUGAACGCCUUUUGUUGCUGUGUCCAUGUGUAUUAGUAUGUCUGUAAACUUUUUAACAUGUUCAACUUCUCAACAAACCCCUGAACUUACUUCAGUGAAAUUUUAUAGAAACUUUCCCUGGUAAAAACAAACCAAAUAGGGAAUUAUAUGGUUCCCACACACGAGGGGCCUGAGAGGCGGGGUCAAAUUUACUCAAAUUUCAAAAAUCUUCUUCUCGACACCCAGAUAUGGUAGAAUAAGUGCUGUUUGUAGGUGGGAGGGUCUUCAGGUGUUUUAUCAAACAUGUGAAUUUAUAUGACCCCAGGGUCUUGCAUGGGACCAUGGGGAGGGAAUAAAGCUUACUAUAGUUAAUUGAGUGUAACUAUUAUUAGCAUAGAGUGAUGACUUGAUGGUAUGCACUUAUUGAUCCUGGAGGACCCCAAAGGGCCUGAGGGUUGGGGUCAAAUGGGUCAGAUUGAUUCAAAUUUUUAAAAUCUUCUUCCCAACACUCAGAUAUGAUAGAAUAAGGAUUGGAGGGUCUUAAGGUAUUUUAAGAAAAUUGUGGAUUUCAUAACCCCAGGGUCUCACAUUUCAUCCUGAGGAGCUGGUGAAUUUUACAUAUGUUUUUUAUAGGAAAAUUGCAUGUUUGAGAAUAAUGUUUGUUUAUUCUCUAUUGGGAAUAACUUGGUAAGAAUUAUUACUAUAGAAUGACAGUUUGGAUGGUAUUUGACUAUGACUGACCUGCCAAGGGCUUAGAACAUACAACUUAAGUAUUACUGUCAUCAAUGUCACAAUUUCAUUUUUUGGUGCUUGGAAGCUACUUACCCUAUAGGCUGUAUAUCUAGUAUUGCUUACCUCAGAUAACUAUCAAUGCUGCUAGGCCUCUUAUUUUAUUGAAUUGUUUGAAUAUAACAAAAGAAACUUUCUUGCUAAUAGACCCGAAAGUAAUAUCGUGAUAGAAAAUGAUUUGUGUUUGAAUAAAGACCUAAUUUGACAAAUAUGUUUCAAUAGAGGAAAAGAUCCACAAAGUCAUGAUAACCAAUAGACAAGUAAAUUUCCAGUGUUUUAAUGAAGAAUUUUUUUAUCCAUGACAGUUGAGGCGGACUCCGAUGAGGGUAACUUUGGGUGGGUGCCAAGAUAUCUCUGGGAUCUCUUGUUUACUUUGAUAAACAAUUAUGCAGAAAUGUGUUAAUACUUUUAUAUGCACCAUGGGGAAUUUGUUCUGUCUUGAUGUUCAUUGUGAAAUAAGAGACAUGAUGUGUUAUUUAUGAGGGUUAGUACUUUUAGUAUAUUAUGGUAUUUGUGUGUUAAUAUUAUUUUUAGGGUAAUAUUUGUAGAUAGGAAGGGUAUAUAUUAAAGGGUUUUACAUCCAUAGAAUAAACCCAGUGAAAUUUGUAAUAUGUGAUUAAUUGGAAAUGUAGCUAGUUGUAAAUCCAUUCAGAAAGCUUUAAACAGUACAAAACAGACUUCUUAAGCCAGCAGUCAGUUACUGUGAUUUAAGUUUGAUAGUUUGAACCUUAAUAUAUUUGAUGGAUAUCUUUAUCUUUAAAAGUUAAAUCUAGAUUAGAAUUUUUUAUUGAUAAUUUAUUGAUAAAUAGAGUCAUUUAGAUUUAAGUGUAAAUUUCCUUAUUAGAAAAAUAUUGUCAUUGUCAU